AUGCUGCGCAUCACGCUGCUUUCCGGGGAGGAGCUGGCGAGCCUUCCUCUGACGGAGCUGAGCGAUGUGAAGGCCCUGAAGCAGCGACUGCAUCAGCAGCACGGCCUGCCGCCACGCUUCAGGCAAAGGCUUCUUCAUGAUGGAAACCCUUUGGAUGAUGACUUCCAGCUGGACACCGAGAUGGAUCUGCAGGCUGUCAUAGCGGCCUUGAACGCAACUUCGGAGAAGGAGAGCUCAGAGCUGUGCGAGGCGGCAGCUUCUGGCCGAGUGGCUCAGGCUGAAGCUCUGCUGCAGCUCCCCAUGGACCCGGAUGCUCGAGAUGAGGAGGGCUGUACGCCAUUGAUGAGGGCGUCGAAAAGCGGCCACGCGGAUAUCGCAGAAAUGCUCCUGGAGGCCGGUGCUGAGAAGGAUUCGUGCGACCGGGGCGGUUUUACAGCACUGAUAUAUGCAGCUCUCCGCGGACAUGCUCAAGUCGUACAGCUGCUGCUGCUGGCUGGUGCUCAGAAGGAUGUUGGGGAUCAUCGAGGCAGCACAGCGCUGAUGCAGGCAGCAUACAACGGUCGCGCUUCGGCCGUGGGGUUGCUGCUUCAGGCCGGUGCCGACGUGGGUGUGCGUGACAGCCAGGGCGACACGGCCCUGAUGGAUGCGGCACGUGGCGGUCAUGCCGCCAUCGUUCGGCAGCUGCUGGAGGCCGGCGCCGACAAGGACGCGUGCAACAAGGAGGGCAGUACGGCGCUGACGAUGCAAUGCAAACCCGAAAUCCAACGAUUGCUGGAGGGUUGGAGCACAGCCCAUGCCCCACGUGAGCUCACCUUCGACGAGCUCCAGACCCAAUUCCAGAGGUACAAGGACGGUCUUAUCUCUGAUGAGUAUGUGCUGCAAACGUGGGGCGACGCGACCCUGGAGCUCAUGCAAGCGCAGUUGAUGGCGCUGAUGGCCGAGACAGGGUGA
Molecule: messenger RNA, 951 nt
Organism: Symbiodinium sp. CCMP2592
Lineage: Eukaryota; Dinophyceae; Suessiales; Symbiodiniaceae
Source: the annotation of a GenBank genome assembly